CGACGAAGCUGGUGAAAAGGCAGGAGCACGAGUCUCACAAGAAGUGGCUGAGGGAACUGGGGUUGUUUAGCCUGGAGAAAAGGAGGCUGAGAGGAGACCUUAUCACUCUCUAUGACUACCUAAAAGGAGGUUGUAGACAGCCCCAGUGCAGGAGUGAACUGUGGGCUUUAGGCCAAAAGGAGCUGUUUUACCCGCAAGAUUGCUGUGACCUGGGCUGGAGUGCUGAGGAGAUGUCAGUGCUGCUGGGCAGGGGAGAACAGUCGGGGAGCUGCAGCUGAGGAUGAUUCCAGCAUAGAUCCUGCACUGCCCUGGAUGUACCUGGAAGCAAUUCUGACCCCAGUAAAUUGUGAUCCAUGGCUACAGUGCUAAUAUGCCGAAGAUUUCCAAGGCUGAGCAGGGUGACUACAUUUUCGACUGCAGCCAAGUGCAAGGCCGAGAGCGGAAGCAGCAAAAGUAACCAGAUAAAGGAAGAGGACCCAGAAACAGCAAACAGCAGAACCGAAUCUGCGGCCACCAUCCAGUUGCUGAAUCCAUUGGGCUACAAAGUGUCGUAUAAUCCAUCUGCCUAUGCCAAAAGCAGAGCUGCCUCCCAGCACCACGCUGCUAGAAGCAGUGACCAGGCACUUGGGGAUGCUUUCACCAGCCCUGGUGCCACACAGGUCCAACAUUCCUUUGGUGCCACCGCCUCCCAGGCUUUGCCACCUAUCAAAAAUGCCCUGCCAAAGCCCACACCGCUGCCUGAGCAAGGCAUCCAGGCACAUCUCUCUACGGCACAAACCAAGGAGGAAGCAGUAGAGGAAAAAGCAGAGAUGCAUGACUCCAAGGAGGACCCUCGGUUAUUUCAGAAGGGGAGGCCCGAAUACCGAUCUCUCAGCUGUGACAAGUCUGAGCCAGUAGAGACACUUCCUUUAGAAGAAGGUGACUCGAUUUUACACAGUGUGGCCCUCAGUAAGGACUGCCAGGGCCCAGGAACUAUCACAGAUUAUUUUCGCAAGCUGAGUCGUUUGCCAGGGGAACAACAUGCGGCAUUGUUGUCCGAACCCAGAUUUAACAUGCUGUGUUGCUGUGCUGUCAAAAAAAUCAGAUUGUUCAGUACUUCCGACCUCAUCGAUGUGUUAAAGGCUUGUGUUCGUUUGGCCGUUCCACCUACCCACCAUCUGCUGAACGCCUGCGAGAGCGAAUUCUGCCGCCGGGCGUGGGACAUGAACCUGGACCAGCUGCUGCUGGUGGCCGAUUGCUGGCGCUGUCUGGAUCGCAGCGUCCCAUCCUACCUGAGCAUUUUGUUCAGCUAUGCCAACAUGCACUGGAAAGACCUCACUUUGCCCCAGUUUGUUCAGCUCAUUUAUAUCGUCGGUGAAGGCCGGAGGUCACCUGCAGACCUGGCGCAGAAGGUGGAGAGCAUGAUUCUGAAGUACAUGGACUCUUUCACUUUGGAGGAGGUGGGCGCUAUCUGCUUGGGGCUCUUCAAGUCUGUCAGCGGGAUCUCUGACCACGUCAUGAGGAAAAUUGCGGACAGGGUCUCCUUGCAGAUGGAAGACAUGAGCACCUACGCUUUGGUGAACGUGCUCAAAAUGCUUCGCUACACACGCAUGGACCACUUGCCCCUCUUGAAGGAACUUGGAAAGGUUAUUCCCGCUCGGAUUCCUGUGGUAAACAUCCAGGGCAUCAUGCACAUCACUCUUAGCUGCUCAGCCCUACACUACUUUGAUGAAGGCAUUAUGACUGCUGUAGCCAUGUCUUUGCCUUCUAAGGUGACUUACUGCCGAAGCAAAGAUGCUGCCAAGUUCUUGUGGUCAUUUGGAUGCCUGGACUACGAACCUCCAAAUGAGGAGGAGUUUUACUCCUGCCUGAUAGAACAAAUGCAUAGAAAACUCCAUGAAUUCAGAAAGUUUCCAGAGCAUCUCCUUACUGGUUUGCUUGGCCUGGCCUUUGUCAAACGCUUCCCAGAGGAGCUGAUAGACUUUGCUUUGAGGGAUGAGUUUGUCAGGAAAACAAGAAGCAGUAAAUAUGAGCUCAAAAAGGACCUAUUCACCCUUAGUAAGAGUGUUGAGAUUGAGUGCCCAAGCUACCAAGGCAGCCUUCUUCCACCUCAGCUUUGCCAAGAGAUCACCGAGAUGGUGUUGAACUUUGCAGAGCAAGAAAUCUACGUCAGGCCUGAAAUUGUGGAAACGUCAUCUCUUCUCCAGAGCGUAUUAGGUGGCCCUGAGUAUGUGAAGAACCACAUGAUCCUGCCUCACACGAGAUCAAGCGACUUGGAGGUACAUUUGGCCAUGGAUGGACGUCCCAUCCCUUUCAACUCCCAAGACUCUGUUGUGGGUACGAAACUAAAAGACAUCGGUAUUAGUCUGACAGAUGACUUAAUGACUCAGCUGAUAAAAGGGAAAACUAACAGCCAGUCUCCCAUGGAAAUGGAAAAUGAAGCCAGGGAUCGCAGUCAGGAAGAAGCACAGACACCACAUGCUGGAGAUCCUGCAGCACGUUCAGGUGGAGCUUUUCUCACGGAUACUGAAUUGAAAGUUGAGCCUAGAUCAGGGCACUGGUUUGAACCCUCCCUUGCAUUGCCUCAGCAGCCUCAGAGGGUGAAAUUGGCUAUUCAAGUGUCCAACCGAAACCACUACUGCUACUGCUCCAAGCGGCUCUUGGGGCUGCACUGCUUGAAACGGCGGCAGCUGAGGCAGCUGGGGUAUGUGGUGGUGGAGCUUCCAUUCUGGGAAUGGUUUCCUCUGCUCAAACGCACGCGUUUGGAGAAACUGAGCUACCUCCAUUACAAAGUGUUCGACCCAGCACUGCUCAACAGGUCUGCCUAGUCUGGGAUGCUGCUGUCUCAGAGGCCAAUGUGGCCUCCCAGAUCUCUCUCUUGCUCAGAUUGCUGGUUAAAACAUCUCUGAGCAUUGGUUAAGUUGUUAUAGGUGCUUUGUGUGCUCAGGCUGCCUUGCAUUAGCCAGUUCUGCUCAGCUGACAAUCACAUGUCCCAUGCUCUGCUUUUGUACAUAGAUCCCUAGAUGCUUCCAUAACAAAUAAAAACUACUGUCCUAUUCAUUUUUCUCCGUGAUUACUUAUUUGUCCACCCACAGUGAAAAUGGAUGCAUUUCAGAGAAGCAUA
Messenger RNA from Cuculus canorus (common cuckoo), 3103 nucleotides. RefSeq names its product FAST kinase domains 5 (gene FASTKD5). Lineage: Eukaryota; Metazoa; Chordata; Aves; Cuculiformes; Cuculidae. The coding region runs from base 354 to 2807 and encodes 817 amino acids. Gene Ontology annotation, molecular function: RNA binding. The transcript has 3 exons. Gene Ontology annotation, cellular component: ribonucleoprotein granule; mitochondrial matrix. Gene Ontology annotation, biological process: regulation of mitochondrial mRNA stability; mitochondrial RNA processing. The record is from RefSeq and is a predicted model, not a curated record.